GAUGCCCCGAUAAACAGUGACCGAUAAUUUUUAUAACUAUACUUAUAACUACUGUUUCUAACCUCGAAAGGAGCGGGUUAUCUUAUAACACGCUGCCGCCACCGACCUCGUAAACUAAUACCCCUUUUUACCACACAUUUUCAUGGCUCAAGCGGGAAUAAGCCAUGCAUGGUUGUCCACGACUGCAGCCAUUGUAUGCUGGUAUUGUAGCAACAUAGGCGUGCUCCUGCUAAAUAAGUAUUUGCUGUCAAGUACAGGAUUUCAUAACCCAGCUUUCUUAACGCUAGCACACAUGUUGGCUUGCGCGGCAAUCGGAUCAAUUCUUGCUGGCCUUAAAUGGACUCCGUCGAAGCUGAUUCGGAGUAGGCAGCAGUUCCUUACGGUUGUUCUCCUUUCGGCUGUCUUUUGCAUGACUGUGGUCCUCGGCAACGUUUCCUUGGCCUUCAUCCCAGUUUCUUUUACCCAAACCAUAGGCUCGACAACACCGUUCUUCACAGCCAUCCUGGCCUUCGUUAUGCAGGGCCAGCGUGAAGCACCUUUCACAUACGCUGCUCUCAUUCCGAUUAUGUUGGGCGUCAUUGUUGCUAGCGGCGGUGAGCCGGCCUUCCAUGUUAUUGGUUUCACGUGUUGCGUCGCUGCCACCGCCCUCCGGGCCCUGAAGUCCGUGGUGCAGUCCAUACUCAUGACCGACCCCGCCGAGAAAUUGGAUCCCAUGAGCCUGCUGCUCUACAUGAGCUGCACCAGUAUAUUAUUCCUGCUGCCCUUGACUUUGACGUUGGAACCGAACUCAUUCCGGGAGGCAGCUGCGCUCGCGGCCAGCUCACCUAGCUUCCUGUACUGGCUGGUUGCCAACAGCUGCCUAGCGUACUUGGUUAACUUGACCAAUUUUCUUGUCACCAGGUACACCAGCGCACUUACGCUGCAGGUGCUAGGUAACGCCAAAGGGGUUGUGGCGGCAGCGGUGUCUGUGGCCAUUUUUCGCAACGUUGUCACGGCGCAAGGAUGCAUCGGAUACGGUGUCACCGUUGCUGGUGUCUUCCUGUAUUCAGAAUGCAAGAGUUAUAAUGCAGCUGCUACGGCGACUGCUGGGCGUGCCUUUGAAGACGAUGAGGCAAAGGAUUUGACCGACCGGGAGCCGCUGCUCACUUCGAAGUUUGUCCAUACGGGGGACAUGCAGGUUCACAAUUGUUCAAAGCACCCCCCAACUUCAAGGGCCUAGAGGGGGUUGCUAUGUAGGGUUUGUCCGCUGUGACGUUUUGGGAGUAGCUCGCAAGCCGUUUCCAACGUUCUGGCAGUGGACCAGCCUACAGAGCUAUGUACGGCGGGCGUCUGUGUUUUGACACGCGGAUUGGAGGGGGGCAGUAACACGCCCACACACGUGACACAGUCCAAAGCCCAAACUGUCCCAAGUGCCGUGUCUGGCAUAAUGUUGAAAGCCGCUAGGUGUGCAGGCUUGGAUGUAGUGGACUUUGAAGAGCGGCCUAGGACUUGGAGGUUGUAGUUUCGGAGGUUGUGACUCUUUCGUGGUGAGGCGUCAGCGUGAGGGGGGCGGGCCCUCUCGCCCUAGUCACCUUGCCCCGUUAAUCCAUGCCAGGCCCUAUGGGCCGGCGUUGUAAUUAUUAUUAUUA
Messenger RNA from Chlamydomonas reinhardtii, 1628 nucleotides. RefSeq lists its product as uncharacterized. Gene Ontology annotation, molecular function: antiporter activity. Gene Ontology annotation, cellular component: Golgi apparatus. The transcript has 3 exons. Bases 515 to 1219 code for a protein of 234 amino acids. The record is from RefSeq and is a predicted model, not a curated record. Lineage: Eukaryota; Viridiplantae; Chlorophyta; Chlorophyceae; Chlamydomonadales; Chlamydomonadaceae.